GUGUAUUUGAUAGAAAAACAUUCUCUCUCUACAUAUAUCUUCUCUGGUAGAAGAUCCAUCAUAGUUAAGGAGAAAAAAUAAAUAUCAGUAAUACAUUAUAUAAAAACAAAUAAAAAGCUCUACUUAAACAUUAACAUUUUACAUUUUACAUAUUUUAAGUUUGAUUAUUUAGAAAGUCCUCUCAUAAAAAGAUGAGCUCCCUUAUAGGUUUCCCUAACCUUUUACAAAUUUCAGACUGCUUACCACGUAUGGUGAGCAAAUGAGCUUACGUUUCCCUAAUUUUCACUUACGGUGCACAUUAGAGAACGCAGCAAACACAGCCAACCAGCUAUUUUCGCGCGCUUUAACGAUCCGCAACUACCAUUCCAGUCACCCAGAAGACGAUUUCAUCUCAUGUGACGACCAAACCUUCAAUUGGGAAUGCAAUUCGGACCCCAUUGAUUUGAAUUUCCUGGUUCAGUUACAACAUCAUGGUUCCGUACACAUCCCUUACAUUCUCAACAAAAUUGUAUCCUAUUGUGCCAAAACUUCUUCGUUCUACGUGGGUAUUCAAGUCCACUCCACCAUUAUCAAAAUGGGUUUGAAUUCAAAUGUGUUUAUUGGCAGUGCUCUUGUUGAUAUGUACGGUAAAUGUAGAAUGAUUUCAUCUGCUCGGCAAAUGUUUGAUGAAAUGCGUCAUAGGAAUGUCGUCACUUGGAAUUCACUGAUUUCUGGUUACAUGCAAACAAACUACUCGGAAACAUCGGUUAAGUUGUUCCUGGAAAUGCUCAGAGCGGGGAUAGCUCCGACGUCAUUCAGUGUGUCCGCUGUUUUGAUUGGUUGCACGCGGUUAGAAGAUGGAGAGCUGGGGUCUCAGAUGCAUGGUUUAAGUUUGAAAGCUGGGUUUUGCUUUAAUGUUGUUGUGGGUACGGGUUUGAUUGACAUGUACUCAAAAUGUGUAAGUGUUGAUGAUUCAAGGAGAGUGUUUAAUCAAAUGCCUGAUAAAAAUGUUGUUACCUGGACUUCAAUGGUUACUGGCUAUGCUCAGAACCAACUACCCGACGAGGCGUUGAUUUUAGUCAGAGAAAUGUUGCGCUUGGGUCCUAAACCAAAUCACGUGACUUAUAAUACUUUGCUGAGUUCAUUUCAUUAUCCUGAUGAUCUGGACCGUUGCAAGCAAGUCCACUGUCGCAUUAUUCGAGAAGGUUUGGAGGCUAAUGCAUUCUUAGCGGUUACACUAGUCACUUUAUAUUCAGAAUGUAGUACUAGCUUAGAGGGCUUCUAUAAAAUUUGCUCUAAUAUUACAAUAUGGGAUCAAAUUUCAUGGAAUGCAGUUAUUUCUGGUUUCACUAAUUUAGGAUAUGUUGAUGACGCCAUCAUAUGCUUUUCUAAAAUGAGGCAAGGCGGCAUUAAUGUUGAUUUUUUCACAUUCACAAGCAUUUUAAGAGCAGUGGGAAUUAUUUCAGCCCUUGAAGAGGGGAAGCAAACCCAUGCUCUCAUUUUCAAGACAGGGUAUGCUUCAAACAUGUGGGUACAAAAUGGGCUUGUUUCCAUGUAUGCAAGAUGCGGUAGGAUUGAUGAUGCAAAAAUGGUAUUCUCAUCAAUGGGUGAACAUGAUUUGAUUUCAUGGAACUCAGUGCUUUCGGGAUGUGCUCAUCAUGGGUAUGGUAAGGAAGCUGUUGAAAUGUUGGAAGAAAUGAGAAAAACUGGGGUUAAACCAGAUUUAACCACCUUCCUUGCUGUGCUCUCUGCUUGUAGCCAUGCUGGGUUGCUGGAAAAGGGACUUGAGUAUUUCGAUUUAAUGAGAAAUGAUGAUUUCCAUCAACCACCCAAAGUUGAGCACUAUGCUUGUAUUGUGGAUCUCUAUGGUCGAGCUGGGUAUCUACACAAAGCAGAAGCCUUUAUCAAUACCAUGCCAAUAGAGCCGGGACCCUCAGUCUUCAAAGCUCUGCUAAGUGCUUCUCAAGUUCAUGGAAAUAUGGAAAUCGCUACACGUUGUGCGAGAAAGCUUGUGGAGCUUUGUCCUAAUGAUCCUGCAACUUAUAUACUGCUAUCAAAUGUGUUGGCAACUGGGGGUUGUUGGAGUGAUGCAGCAGGAGUACGGAAGCUCAUGUAUGAUAAAGGAGUGAGAAAGAAGCCUGCUUAUAGCUGGGUUUGAGUUGACAAAAAAGAUACUGAUAUUGUUGUUGACAUAGGACCAAUUAAUUGAUCUCGUCACAUAACCAAAUUAAUGGAAUAGGGAGCUGACUUGGAAUUGUUUUCUUGGGAAGUAGAAAUUUCACUUACUGAAUGUACUAUGUUGCAUAUCAGUGGAAUAGGCAGCUGAUCUUGGACUCAUUUUGUGGGGAUGGACUCCAUAAGAAUUCUUAAGAUCUAAACUCCCUUUGUGCUUGGAGGUGAUAAUCUGAUUUGAAGUGGGAAUCGCUACAUGAUUGGCAUUUGAAAUCACUUGAUAUCAUUGUUUUUCCUCAUUGAAUGGUGGAUUAUGGAUUUUGGGAAAACAUUUGAAAUCAAAUUCUAUGUACGGAUGAAAUCAUUUCACUGAGGAGUUAUGCCAAAGGUUCUCUUUAUUCAAGUGGACCUUGCACCUUCUUUCAAACGAAUUGAUAAAUGCCUCUCGUGAUAAAAUCCUUUGUGGAGAUUGUCGUCGAUGAAUUAUGGAAGGAAAGAAACUAAUUAUACACUAAUUUCAAGAGUUGAAUCUCAUGCAAGUUCAGUGCGUAUUAUCAGAGGGUUUGGAGUACACCAGGGCCUCCAUUGAAUUUUCUGAACAUCAAAUUUGCACACUGCUGCACGUGAUUCCUAUGGGUUUUAAGAGCCAUUUCGGAUCUCCAAAGACUUCCAACAACUGCAUGUGGUGGAAAUUGCAAUAGCCUGAACAUUGGAUCUGAUCUUCCUUGGUGUUGAGAUUUGAGUUGAAGCAAGUGAUCUUGGAAGUUUGGCUUCUUUGGUGAUAGAUCCACUGGUUAAUCAACAUGUUGUAAUUGAACUCCUGUUGAUGAUAGCAGCCAUGUCCGGUGGUACACUAACAUCUGGCUUACAAAUUAAUAGGAUCCAGUGGGCUUGUGAUUACUGGGAUCUUCUCGGUGGGAAUUAACUGUCCUGAGCCAACUCAAGGUGUUGCAGUAAAAAUAAUAAUUGCACCUCAAAAUUCUAGUUCUCGUUCUCGUUCAGUUUCUGUCAAAUGAAGUCUGGUCUUUCCUGCCAAAAUAAUACACGUCCUAAAGCGUAAUCAUUAUGUUUAGAUAGCUUUGAUGGUUGUGGAAGUCAUAGUGAACUCUUAUGUACGGCACUGAGCAGCUUCUGUGUUAAAUGGAAUUGGAAUUCGUUUCUGCCUUGGUUUUGGUCUCAUGGAAAAUGAAAAGAAUUCUCAACCGUGUACAAUGUGUUUUGUUUCUAAUCUACAUUAUUGAUGAAUAGAAGUUCGGAUGAUUUGUUAUUUGUACAA
Cornus florida is the source of this 3427-nucleotide messenger RNA. Its product is annotated as pentatricopeptide repeat-containing protein At1g11290, chloroplastic-like. The transcript has a single exon. NCBI's taxonomy places the organism in Eukaryota, Viridiplantae, Streptophyta, Magnoliopsida, Cornales, Cornaceae. Gene Ontology annotation, molecular function: protein binding; RNA binding. Gene Ontology annotation, biological process: RNA modification. Bases 260 to 2137 code for a protein of 625 amino acids. The record is from RefSeq and is a predicted model, not a curated record. Gene Ontology annotation, cellular component: intracellular membrane-bounded organelle.